CUCACAUGCACGUGAAAUUUCUGCCAGGUGAACUGACAUCAUAUCAUUAAGAGUAUAUAUAAGUAGAUGUGACAUUCAAAGUAUUGUUUGGAUUGCGGAUUUGACUGAGAGAGGUAAAAGCGAUACAGAGAUAAAAUGAACUGCAUUACAUCAUUAGUCUCAUUUUGUAUUUUGGUAUCCUUGGCAUCAGCCUCUUCUACACUUGAUGUGGAAUGUGGCGAUCCAAAAACUUCCACGUCAGCGGUCUUGACGUACUCUGGUGAUGCUGUAUCUAUAGUUGCUUAUGGCAAAAAUGACCCAUGUGAAUUUAUCGACAAUAUAAAAACCGGAACUCGCAUGAUAGAAAUCAGUUAUAAUCCUUCCGAUGCUUGUUCCUUUAUACAAGAGGUCCCUGGUACGCAGUCGUAUACUUUGAAGAUUGAAUCUAGAAUGCUACACGAGUUAUUUGAAUCUGGUAAUGAUGAAAAGUUUCUAGUCGAUUGUAAUUUUCAGUCCUUCAAAUCUGACAUCUCGGUUGAUGUUGACAUCCAAGAGAAAAUAAAGGCACCAGAAUACCAGCUUAUCUUAAGUGGAAAUGAGGCUUCAUCAGACUUUCAGAUAUAUGUUGCAAGAGCAGCUGAUAAUACGGAAUUAACUGGUCCGAUCAAACAAUCUGCUAUUGUUAAUUUACAUACCACGAUGACUGCUUCUGGUGGUGAAGCUGCGUACAUGCCGGUAGAAUGUACAGUAGAGUCAAAAGAUGGAACGGUCAAGGUUCAUAUUCUUGCUUCAGGUUGUGGUACUGGUUUUCCAUGGAAAACAAAUGAGGGAUUCACGAUGUCUGGUGUUGAGGGACAGAGUCCAAAUUUUAGAAUGUUCCGUAUAUCAAAAAUGUCUGAUUUGGUCUUCAAAUGUGGCUUUGUAAUUUGUGAUCAAAACUGUGACGGGUCAUCAUGUGUUGCAGAGGAACCACUAAGACGACGAAGAAGUAUAGCCGAAGGAUUAACAUACAAUUCCUUGGGUUUAAUCACAAGUAAUUCAACCAAGGUCAGAAGAGCUAGGGUUGCAGUAUCGUUGGAUGAAAAUCCAUCUGAUACCGGUGUGCAGACGGUGGAUAAAAGUUAUUUUUCCUCGGCAUAUACACUUAUUCUAUCAUCAUCGGCCGUAUUAUUAGUUAUAUUAGCGGUGGGUCUUUUGUGUGUAUCGCUCAGAAAAAGAAAAAUCAUUUAUACUAUUGACGAGGAAAUUACUUCGAUGUGAAUAAACAGUUGCACACAAUU
Messenger RNA from Lottia gigantea (owl limpet), 1259 nucleotides. RefSeq lists its product as hypothetical. The record is from RefSeq and is a predicted model, not a curated record. The transcript is spliced from 9 exons. NCBI's taxonomy places the organism in Eukaryota, Metazoa, Mollusca, Gastropoda, Lottiidae. Bases 136 to 1239 code for a protein of 367 amino acids.